This is a messenger RNA of Prunus armeniaca (apricot), 270 nucleotides long. The record is from the annotation of a GenBank genome assembly. Lineage: Eukaryota; Viridiplantae; Streptophyta; Magnoliopsida; Rosales; Rosaceae.
AUGGAAGAAUCCUUAAUUGACCAUGUGGCUAGGGAACAAGCUGUCGAACCGGGGACUGGACUCACCAGCAUGUACAAGUCUUAUGCACGCAGACUAACCCUGCUAAGAGUCUAUGAAAUGCCCUAUCAAGGGUGCCCGGAUUUCAACAUAUCCAAGUAUCACACAAUUCCAAGUAUCCAAUUCCAGUAUUCCAAAUCCGGGGAGGUACAUGGGGUGGUGCUUAUAGCACUCAAAACUGACAUAAACCACAACCCAACUCAUAUUCCAUAA